Molecule: messenger RNA, 1792 nt
Organism: Malaya genurostris
Lineage: Eukaryota; Metazoa; Arthropoda; Insecta; Diptera; Culicidae
Exons: 3
Coding region: 173-934 (253 amino acids)
Source: RefSeq, a predicted model, not a curated record
AAGCACUGUCGUGGCGUCGCUCAUAAAGAUGAAUUAACCAGUCUCUGUGCGUAGAUAUUACUACAAGUCCGCGAGAAACUUCUUUUUGUUUUGAUCAAGUUGUGUAGUAAAUAGUACACGCCCAGUUGAGACGAAGAAUCGAAAUUCUAGAAAUCAAAGAAAGUGAUUCAACAUGAACGAAUACAGAAGUGAAAAACGUUUGGCCUAUCUUUACCCUCUUAUCGGUGCGUUAUCUUUUAUCUGUUGCAUUUCAACGGCGGUUGCAUGGCAUCAUUGGAGGUACGUUCUCGAUACCUGCGUGGAAACUAAUUGCGGGUGUAUUUUGAAUGGUAUUUCAACACCAACCUACUUUACGGGUGGACACAUCGCCUAUUGCCAUUGGGCGACCUAUGGACUCGUAUUGCCUAUACUGUUCAGCGCAAUAUUUGGCAUCUUCCAUGUAUUCCGUGUGUUUUGUGGUAGACCCAGAAGAAAUACUUCAACAGCCACUGUCCGCCAGAGAUCUGGUGAAAUCAUCCUAAUGACAACCAAAACCGAUGUUACGGAUGAAACCGAUAUAAGCCCUUAUUAUUGGAUUCCCGUAAGCAUCAUUGGCAGUUUCAUGGCUUUAUUCACACUGGUUCAUGCGGCGAUGUACUUGAAUGGGUUUCUGUAUAGCUGCAAGCAAUAUCGCAACGAACUGAUCAAGUAUAUGCAGGCUAGUGGACCUCUGGUUGCUGCCAUUCAAGGAAGACUUUCGUGCGCGUCAGUGUUUGAUUUUAUGGAUUAUUUACAUCAGGAUGUAUCAUGGGAUCGACGUCGAGAGGGUAGAAUCAAUACGGCAGCUGCAUUGAUAAUUGGACUUAUCUGCUCGUGGACCUGCAUUGCGCUUUGGAUUUGGACUGUUGUAAUAGCUGCUCAACGUGCCAGAGCUAGUCGACGUGUACGAGUAUGAACUGAAUAAGCACAAAAAUUGAAACGUCCAUUUUUUAUUAGUAAUAAGAUGAACAUUCGGGUCGUCCAUUUCCGUUAUCAAUAAGACAAACAUGUUCUUCUGUGUUUCGUUCAGGCAAAACAUUCCCGCAUCUACAUAUUACUAUAGAAUAAUCAAUGGUGCCAUCCGGGAUACAAACAUCGCAUACAUAUUAAGCAAUGAAAUACCGUCACAAAAAUAGAUCAAAUCAUAUCGCAGGCAUCAUUGGAAGCAUUAUAGAGGAAGUGAAACAUUUUUUCAACUAGCACGAUUUUAAUAUACUCAUGAACCUUUGAUGAAACAUUUUAUGUUUCAUUAUUCAUUAUGAUUGCAGUUCCAGCCGUUUGCUCAUACGGAUCUGUAAAGUCUUAAACUUGAACUUCCUCAAUUACCUAAUUUUGUUUCAUUCUUUUAGUAAUCGUAUUCCCUAUUGAUACAAUCAAUAUAACUAAAGCUAAACACCUUGUUAAAAUUUGUUAGUUCGAUGUUAUGCAGCUUAGAACUUUCAAGCAGCUCUUGUUUUGGAAAAUAACUGAUAAAAUGUACUAUAUUUUUACUACUAUUUACUAUUAGAAAUGAAAAUGAACAGCGACAAGAACAAUAUAUCAGACUUUUUUGGAUUAAGCACAUUAUUUCACGAAUGAUCAUUACCCAUAAUGCGAUAUGUGCAAAAUCAUGGAUCAAGAUCAAUUGCAAUCGACAUAAGUAAUGAGUGCCUUUUAGAAUAGACACAAUAUACAUAAUAUAUAAUACGUACAAAAUACAUUGUAUCGAAAAGUUUGUGAGCAUUUUAGCUUAUAUACUUGUAUAUGUAAUCGAAAAAUACAAGGUUUUAUCCUU